CGAGGCCUGAGGGAGCGUACGCGAUGCUGGAGACCCUGCGCGAGCGGCUGCUGAGCGUGCAGCAGGAUUUCACCUCCGGGACUGCUCCAUACUUACCAAAGUACUCUGCUGGACUGGAAUUACUUAGCAGGUAUGAGGAUACAUGGGCUGCACUUCACAGAAGAACCAAGGAGUGUGCCGACGCUGGCGAGCUGGUGGACAGCGAGGUGGUCAUGCUGUCUGCCCACUGGGAGAAGAAGAGGACCAGCCUGGCCGAGCUGCAGGAGCAGCUGCAGCAGCUGCCAGCUCUCCUCCAGGAUUUGGAGUCCCUGAUGACAAGCCUGGCUCAUUUAGAGACGAGUUUUGAAGAGGUAGAAAACCACCUGCUGCAUCUGGAGGACUUGUGUGGGCAGUGUGAGUUAGAAAGACACAAGCAGGCUCAGGCUCAGCACCUGGAGAAUUACAAGAAAAGUAAGAGGAAGGAGCUUGAAGCCUUCAAAGCUGAACUAGACGCCGAGCACACGCAGAAGGUCCUGGACAUGGAGCACAGCCAGCAGCUGAAGCUGAAGGAGCGGCAGAAGUUCUUCGAGGAAGCUUUCCAGCAGGACAUGGAACAGUACCUGUCCACGGGUUACCUGCAGAUCGCAGAGAGGCGAGAGCCCAUGGGCAGCAUGUCAUCCAUGGAAGUGAAUGUGGAUGCUCUGGAGCAGAUGGACCUGAUGGACAUCUCUGACCAGGAGGCUCUCGAUGUCUUCUUGAACUCUGGCGGAGAGGACAAUAUUGUGAUGUCCCCUGGUGUGGAGAUGGAAUCCAACCCCAGUCAGAAUGAAAUGAGUCUUCAGAUUGCAAAUCCCUCAGAAUCAGCAUCCCAGCCACCUGCCUCCUCACCCUCUGCCUGCACUGACCUGGACACUGCUGAUGCCCCCCUCAUCCAGGCUGAUGAGGAGGAGGUACAGGUAGACACAGCCUUGGUCACAUUACACACUGACAGGAAGUCCACCCCAGGUGGCAGUGAUGACAGUGACCAGUGUGACUCAACUCAGGACAUUUAAGUGACUUGUCAGCUGUGCGCAGAGUCCUCCUGCAAAGUCAGGUGCUUAGAGGUUUUUGAUUUGAUACAGUUGCUAAUGGGAUGUGAGACCCAUUAGAGAAGUGCUCACAAUAAAGCUGAUGGGAACACUGUGCACAGGGGAGUAUCUGGGUUGUACAGAAGCCUCUGCCUUGACAGCUUCUUACAGUGGAUAUGACCAAGAGUUCCUAAAGGAACAUAGGUGUGAAGGGCCACUGGAGAUGGGACAGAAGGAAAUAGGUCCUAGAUCAGGCUGUAUGGAAUUCAUGCCCUACCAUAAUGGGAGGUGGAGUCUGUUAGCAUAACCCAUACUGGUCAAAUUGGGAUCUGAAAAACUUAAUUUUACCUAUCAUCAUCAGGUGAAAACAUGGACCUCAGCAGAAAUAAACUUGAAGCAAAACAA
Messenger RNA from Grammomys surdaster, 1451 nucleotides. RefSeq names its product dystrobrevin binding protein 1 (gene Dtnbp1). The record is from RefSeq and is a predicted model, not a curated record. Bases 24 to 1031 code for a protein of 335 amino acids. Gene Ontology annotation, biological process: negative regulation of protein kinase activity; platelet dense granule organization; neuron projection development. NCBI's taxonomy places the organism in Eukaryota, Metazoa, Chordata, Mammalia, Rodentia, Muridae. The transcript has 9 exons. Gene Ontology annotation, cellular component: plasma membrane; neuron projection; BLOC-1 complex.